This is a messenger RNA of Macrosiphum euphorbiae (potato aphid), 1245 nucleotides long. The record is from the annotation of a GenBank genome assembly. Lineage: Eukaryota; Metazoa; Arthropoda; Insecta; Hemiptera; Aphididae.
AUGUUUUUACUCCGAUACAUCGAACACAUCGAUAUUUCAAAAAACGAUGUAUCGAUACAUCGAACAUCGAUGUUCAAAAAUUUUUGCCCAUCCCUAGUUUAUGAUGGUGUUUCUCGUUGGAAGGAUGUAAACCAUAUGUUAACGUUCCAUGAAACUUCAUCUAUACACAUAGCUGCAUCAACCGAUGCAACUAUACAUGAGAAAUGUUCCCCAAUAUUACCAGCGUUUGAAGAAAUAAAGAAAUUUGAUGUUCAAAAUAACAGAGUAGUUGUCAAACAACUGAUAAUUAUUGCACUAUUUUUAGGAAAACAUGGACUUGCGUUUAGAGUCCAUAAAGAAAAGUGGACAGAUUCUGUCCGUGGAAAUUUUAAAGAUCUAGUUGUUUUAUUAGCUGAAUAUUCACCUGUAUUGUCGUCAUAUAUUACUCUUUUAAAAGAUAAAGGAAAAUCUAUUACAUCAUUAAUAUCAUGGCAACGACAAAAUCAGUUAAUUGAUGCUAUUUCAAAUUCAAUUAAGAAUUCGAUUUUACAAGAAGUUGAAAUUGCUUGUAUUUUCAGCAUAUCUAUUGAUACAACAUUUGACAUAUCUAGACAAGAACAGGUGUCUUUCAUAGUUCGUUAUGUUGAUGAAAGCAAUGGUAUGAUCUAUGAACGUUUACUUGCAAUGUGUUCUACUGCAUCUACUAAAAGUGAAACACUAUUUAAUAUCUUCAAAGAAGUUUUUAAUAAAACUUGCCUUGAUUGGAAAAAACACCUAAUAGGACAGUCGUAUGAUGGUGCAACUAAUAUGAGGGGUGAGUAUAAUGGCUUACAAUUUAAAAUUAAAAAUGAAAAUCCACACGCUAUUUAUAUUUGGUGUUGGGCUCAUCGUCUGAAUUUGGUUGUGGAACAAGGUGUUGCAAGUUGCCUUCAAGCAGUUGAUUUCUUUGGAAUUUUGGGAAAAGUCUUUGACUUUAUAUGUAGCAGUAAAAAUCGUGUUUUUAUUUUUGAAAAAAAUCAAAAAAUUCGUAAUCCUAAAUUACCAGUUCGUCGUUUGAAACGUGUAACUACUACUAGAUGGAGUAGCCACUCUAUAGCUUUAGGUACAAUUUUACUGACUUGGGAAUCUUUAGUUGAUACACUGGAAGAUCUCUGGACAUCAGAAGCUUCAUCAGAUGCAUCAUCAUUUCUUUCAUAUUUCCAAUCUGAACGAUUUCUGUAUACAUGUUUUUAUUUAAACAUGUUUUUUCUGUACUUGAUUCAUUGA